AUGGGUUAUAUAUUUUUCUCGCUUGCCAAACCAUUUGAUAUGGAUCCGGAAACAUUGAUGUAUUUUGUUUCAUUUUACACUGGCGUCUAUUGCGUGAAUAUUUCUUUACUUGCAGUUCAGUUUAUAUACCGUUACUGUGCUAUUUUUAGUGUCGACUACCUAAAAUACUUCCGGGGCUGGAAAUCGUUCAUUUGGGUGUUUUACUGUCUCUUUUUUGCUGUUCAAUGGCUCUAUGGUGUUCAUUAUAUGUUGAUCCCAGAUGAAACGACCAAAAGUUAUUUCAAACAAGAAAUAUUAGAUCGAUACAGUAUCCAAGACAACCAGGUUCCUCUCCGAGCUUUUAUGGCUUAUGACCCAGCAACUGGAGCCAUUCGUCUUCGGAAUACAAUGUUCACACUGAAUAUAACCAUAAUUAUGGGAGUACAAUAUGGCGUUAUGAUAUUUUGUGGGGUGACAAUGAAUCUGAAAAUGGAGGCAAGGAUUCGAAAUCUUUCAUCUGCACUGAAAAAACAUCACAAGCAACUGUUCAGGGCAUUGGUUUUCCAGAUAACUUCCCCCACAAUAUUCCUUUUCUCCCCACUUAUCAUGGUCAUUUAUCUUCCAUUCUUCAACAUUCAAUUGAGUUUUCCCGCUGGAGCAACAGUUUGUGCAUUUAAUUUCUAUCCGGCUAUGGAUGUGAUCAUAGUCAUGUGUGUAGUGACUGAAUACCGAGUUGCUGCUAAAAAAAUCUGGAUUUCGUGUUGGAAGCGAAGUGGAAGAUCUGAAGCGAGCUCUAGAGUAACUCAUCCGAUGACACAAGAAGCCUAUUAA
Messenger RNA from Caenorhabditis remanei, 810 nucleotides. RefSeq lists its product as uncharacterized. NCBI's taxonomy places the organism in Eukaryota, Metazoa, Nematoda, Chromadorea, Rhabditida, Rhabditidae. The coding region runs from base 1 to 810 and encodes 269 amino acids. The transcript has 5 exons. The record is from RefSeq and is a predicted model, not a curated record.